Mustela lutreola (European mink) is the source of this 4203-nucleotide messenger RNA. RefSeq names its product formin like 1 (gene FMNL1). Gene Ontology annotation, molecular function: small GTPase binding; actin filament binding. Gene Ontology annotation, cellular component: cytosol. The record is from RefSeq and is a predicted model, not a curated record. Bases 411 to 3743 code for a protein of 1110 amino acids. The transcript has 28 exons. Gene Ontology annotation, biological process: regulation of cell shape; cortical actin cytoskeleton organization; cell migration. NCBI's taxonomy places the organism in Eukaryota, Metazoa, Chordata, Mammalia, Carnivora, Mustelidae.
CUGCAGCCCGCCCCCCGGGGGCCGGGUGCGUAGCGGCGGCGGCGGCGAAAUGCGGUUUGCGCGCUCGGGGAGCGACAGCAGAAGUUAGAAAAUCGCCGAGGGGGGAGCCCGCGCCGCAGCUUCCUGCCCCCGGCCCAGCCCUCUGGCCCCGGCGGCCUGCAGCCUGACUUCCUCCCCCCACCCCGCAGCUCGCCGCCCGGCUCCUCGGACGGGGCCGCCCCGAUGGGACGCCGCGCCCCGGCCCUUGCGCGCCGCUGAGCCGAGCGCCCCGAGCCGAGCCCGCGCCGCAGCUGCCCGCCGCUGCCCUGCUCACCCCCCCUUCACCCCUAGGCCCUCAGCCGCGUCCCCGGUCCCCCGGAAAGCUGGAUUUCCGAGGCUGGAGGCGCCUGGCCGACUGGGUGGGGACCACCAUGGGCAACGCGGCAGGCAGCGCGGAGCAGCCAGCGGGCCCCGCCGCGCCGUCCCCCAAGCAGCCCGCGGCGCCCAAGCAGCCGAUGCCCGCGGCGCAAGAGCUGGAGGAGAGGUUUAACCGGGUUCUGAACUGCAUGAACUUGCCGCCGGACAAGGUGCAGCUGCUGAGCCAGUAUGACAACGAGAAGAAGUGGGAGCUCAUCUGUGACCAGGAGCGGUUUCAAGUCAAGAACCCUCCCACCGCCUAUAUCCAGAAGCUGAAGAGCUACCUGGAAACUGGUGGGGUUGGCCGCAAGGUAGCGACGGACUGGAUGUCUAACCUGGGGUUUAAGAGGCGAGUUCAGGAGUCCACACAGGUUCUGCGGGAGCUGGAGAUCUCCCUGAGGACAAACCAUAUUGGGUGGGUGGAGGAGUUCCUUAACGAGGAGAACCGCGGCCUGGAUGUGCUCCUCGAGUACCUGGCCUUUGCCCAGUGCUCCGUCACGUAUGACAUGGAGAGCGCAGACAAUGGGGUCCCCGCCUCGGAGAGGAGCAAGCCCCUGGAGCAGUCUGUGGAAGAUCUCAGCAAGGGGCCGCCCUCGGCCUUGCCUCCCCAGUCCAAGAGCCGCCACCUGACCAUCAAGUGCCCCCCCUCUCCCCGGCUGACCCCUACCCACAGCAGGAAGGCCCUGCGGAAUUCUCGGAUCGUCAGUCAGAAGGAUGACGUCCACGUGUGUAUCAUGUGUUUGCGUGCCAUCAUGAACUACCAGUCUGGCUUCAGCCUCGUCAUGACCCACCCGGCCUGUGUCAAUGAGAUUGCUCUGAGCCUCAACAACAAGAACCCCAGGACCAAGGCUCUGGUGUUGGAGCUGCUGGCGGCCGUGUGUCUGGUGCGAGGAGGGCAUGACAUCAUCCUGGCGGCCUUUGACAACUUCAAGGAGGUGUGUGGAGAGCAGCACCGCUUUGAAAAGCUGAUGGAAUAUUUCCAGAAAGAGGACAGCAACAUUGACUUCAUGGUGGCUUGUAUGCAGUUCAUCAACAUCGUGGUACACUCAGUGGAGAACAUGAACUUCCGUGUCUUCCUGCAAUAUGAGUUCACCCACCUGGGCCUGGACUUGUACUUGGAGAGGCUGCGGCUUACAGAGAGCGACAAGCUGCAGGUGCAGAUCCAAGCGUACUUGGACAAUGUUUUUGAUGUGGGUGCGCUGCUGGAGGACACAGAGACCAAGAAUGCUGUGCUGGAACACAUGGAGGAGCUGCAGGAGCAGGUGGCCCUGCUGACAGAGAAGCUUCGGGACGCGGAGAACGAAUCCAUGGCCAAGAUUGCCGAGCUGGAAAAGCAGCUAAGCCAGGCUCGAAAGGAGUUGGAGACCCUGCGGGAGCGCUUCAGCCAGGCGACCUCCAUGGGCGCCUCCAGGCGUCCCCCUGAGCCUGAGAAAGUGCCUACCUCCGUCCCGGCGCGGCCCUCCGCCCUAGAGCUGAAGGUGGAGGAGCUGGAGGAGAAGGGGUUAAUCCGUAUCGUGCGGGGGCCCGGGGAUGCUGUCUCCAUCGAGAUCCUUCCGGUCGCUGUGGCAACUCCCAGCGGCAGUGAUGGCCCAACUCCUCCGACUCCUCCGGGAGUGCCCACCCGCUCGCCCAGCCCAGGCUCAGAUCUCCCACUUGCGGCAGAGCCGGUUCCCGGAGGAGCACCCCCACCGCCACCUCCACCGCCACCUCCCCCACUUCCCAGCCUCCCCCACCAGCAGGAAGUCCCGCAUUCGGCACCCCCACUGGUCUCACCCCUCCCUGGAGGCUCCGAGCCCCCACCCCCACCGCCGCUGCCGGGAGACUUGCCACCCCCACCCCCGCCGCCACCGCUGCCUCCUGGCGCAGAUGGACCAGUGCCUCCACCACCUCCCCCGCCUCCAGGAGGUCCCUCUGGAGAGUCGGGUCCUGAGAUGGCCUCAGGAGUGAAGACCAAGAAACCCAUACAGACCAAGUUCAGAAUGCCACUCUUGAACUGGGUGGCACUGAAACCCAACCAGAUCACGGGCACUGUGUUCACUGAGCUCAAUGAUGAGAAGGUGCUACAGGAGCUAGACAUGAGUGACUUUGAGGAACAGUUCAAGACUAAGUCCCAAGGUCCCAGCCUAGAUCUCAGUGCUCUCAAGAGUAAGGCAGCCCAGAAGGCCCCCAGCAAGGCCACCCUCAUUGAGGCCAACCGGGCCAAGAACCUGGCGAUCACCUUGCGCAAGGGCAACCUGGGGGCUGACCGCAUCUGCCAGGCCAUCGAGACGUAUGACCUACAGGCCCUUGGCCUGGACUUCCUGGAGCUGCUGACCCGCUUUCUGCCCACGGAGUACGAGCGGAGCCUGAUCGUCCGCUUUGAGCAGGAGCAGCGACCCAUGGAGGAGCUGUCAGAGGAGGACCGCUUCAUGCUACGCUUCAGCCGCAUCCCACGCCUGCCCGAGCGCAUGGCCACGCUCACCUUCCUGGGCAACUUUCCGGACACUGUCCAGCUGCUCAUGCCGCAACUGAAUGCAAUAAUCGCAGCCUCAAUGUCCAUCAAGUCCUCUGACAAGCUCCGCCAGAUCCUGGAGAUUGUCCUGGCCUUUGGCAACUAUAUGAACAGCAGCAAGCGUGGGGCAGCCUAUGGCUUCCGGCUCCAAAGUCUGGAUGUGCUGCUGGAGAUGAAGUCGACUGACCGCAAGCAGACACUGCUGCACUACCUGGUGAAGGUCAUUGCCGAGAAGUACCCACAGCUCACGGGCUUCCACAGUGACCUGCACUUCUUGGACAAGGCGGGCUCAGUGUCCUUGGACAGCGUCCUGGGGGAUGUGCGCUCCCUGCAGCGAGGCCUGGAGUUGACCCAGCGAGAGUUUGUGCGGCAGGACGACUGCACAGUGCUCAAGGAAUUCCUGAGGGCCAACUCGCCCACCAUGGACAAGCUGCUGGCAGACAGCAAGACCGCUCAGGAGGCCUACGAGUCCGUGGUGGAGUACUUCGGAGAGAACCCCAAGACCACGUCCCCCUCCAUGUUCUUCUCCCUCUUUAGCCGCUUCAUCAAGGCCUACAAGAAAGCCGAGCAGGAGGUGGAACAGUGGAAGAAGGAAGCAGUAGCCCAGGAGGCAGGCGCUGACGCCCCCAGCAAAGAGGAAGCCCCAGCACCGAAGGCCCGGCGGCAGCAGAUGGACCUCAUCUCUGAGCUGAAGCGGAAGCAGCAGAAGGAGCCACUCAUCUACGAGAGUGACCGCGAUGGGGCCAUUGAAGAUAUCAUCACAGUGCUCAAGACGGUGCCCUUCACGGCCCGCACCGGCAAGCGGACGUCCAGGCUCCUCUGUGAGGCCAGCCUGGGAGAAGAGAUCCCUCUCUAGCCCCCAGAUCUGCGGAACCAGCCCUACAUCCGCUCAGACACAGGCCGCAGAAGCGCUCGCCGGCGCCCCCCAGGACCCCCCCUGCAGGUCACCUCGGAUCUCUCGCUGUAACUGCUGUUUCUGCACAAGGACUCAGUGGGGAAUGGGGGAUGGCAAGCAGGGGGGCCCAAGGAAGGUGGUCCUUAGCUCGGCUGGGCCGGGCAGCCCCCUCUGCUGCUGCUGCCAUUCUCCGCGGUGGUCCCACCUCAAGUGGUCGGGUGCAGGGGCAUGGGGGGGACAGCAUCGCCAGCCCCUCCCCCAAAUGCUGCUUGCAGCACCCCUCUCUCCCUAAUAGCCAUACUUAGCCUCAGCCGGAGCCUGGCCUGUAACUUAUAAAGUGCAACCUCGCGCUCUAUCCCCAGCUCCGGAAACUCUCCACGGACCUUAUUUUUAUACAAGAUUAAUAAAGAUGUUUGCAAAA